Messenger RNA from Amoebophrya sp. A25, 6178 nucleotides. NCBI's taxonomy places the organism in Eukaryota, Dinophyceae, Syndiniales, Amoebophryaceae. The record is from the annotation of a GenBank genome assembly.
GGUCGACACAAAGACGACUUCUACAAAUAAUAGUAGUUGCUACUACUUAUGAAUAUAAUUUGAUUAGAAGUAACUCUAACCCCUGCAAGAGGACAAUGAAGAAGCUUUUCUCGAAGUUCGGAGGAUCCCCUCAGUCGCCAGCGAAGGUGCACCCAUCGCCAGGAGCUCCUAUGUCUCCAGUGGUUCCUGGGCCGAGUGAAUCGACUGGUGGCGCGUCUUCUUCUGCAAGCAAAGCACAAAACCAGGGAACGGAAUCUAUACCGCUUGCCGGAGGUGCGCCUACGUUCUCGAUUCCACUGGUAAAAAAUCCGGUGCAGAAUCGGCCGUCAGAGAGCGGAGUCAGGAGUGCGUUUCUUACGCCACAGUCCUCAGGGUCAGCGACGGGUUUGUCAGUGGCGCAAACUGGGGGCGCAAGUGGUAGUUCCGGCGCUGGAGGCCUUGCAGGAAGCGGCAGUGGCCUUGCCGGACCAGCAGGUGGAGGCUCUACAGGCCCACCUCCACAGCAAAUGUCGAGAUCCAGCAGUUUUUGCAGCAACGCUGGCGGCAACAGUAGGCGACAAAGCAUUGCCGAGACUCAGCAGAUGCUCCGAAAUGUCAUUCCGCAUGCUGGCGGAAGUAGCAAUCACCGCAUGGCCGGAAGGGGCAGUACUUCAGGUGCGAUGCCUCUACCAGGAGUAGUUAAGACUACCAAGAAUAGUUAUUAUACAUAGGACAUAAGUACUCAACUGUACUAUGUUGUAUAUCGACCAAUGCCUGUGGUGACAUGAAUUGUAAUUCUUGCGGCAUCAGCAUCAGCUCCCUGAUUUAUGAAAACCACUGCAAUGCGAGUCGCACCAUAGGUAGAAGGAGGUAGUGUCCGAUGUCCUCCAUUCCAUUUCCAAUACAGAAAUUGUUAGUUCUAACGUCGGGGGAGGCGGGGCGGCCAGCUCUGGCGUUGCUGGUGUUUGUCCAAGUCCCAGUCCAAGUAUGGGUCUGAAUGAAGUGAUGUCAAUGAAGAACAAGCUCGCGAUGAAAAAGCUCGAACAAGCACAGGCUGGAGGUGGUGACAGAGGUGGACCUACAGGCGCAGGCAAGGCCGCGAACAAAAAGCGACAAUUAUCGCACGGUAAUCUGCCUGGUCGCGGGUCAACCAGCACUGCGUCCACGGCCGGGAAUGCGGGUAUGAGCGCCACCAAGUCGCUCGCACUGAACUCACCCGGGAACUAUAGUAAUGACCAGGAUACUGGAAAGCAAACGAUAAUAAACAUGUCUCGCUCGGCGGGAAAUUUUCCUCGUCUCUCCGACUCAACAGUUCGGAACUUCUCGCCGGAUGGCGCAGUCGCUGGACCGACGCUGCUGGUGAACGACGAACCCGCUGACGCGGCAGCGAAAAGCUAUCAAGCGUCUGACACUGGCGAUGUCUUUAAUAUCAACAUUGUUGCCCCGUAAUGAUCAUCAAGAAUUUGCUCAUUGUGGUUAAUUCUGAAGAUGCUUGGAGCCGUAGCUAGAAGACCUAGGCCCUAAAAUGGUUUAUCACAACAGUAAUCGCGGUCUUCCACGACUUGUUUCUGUUUGUCUUUCUUAGGAUGAUAUUUCAUCAUUAGUUACCCAAAAACCAGGACGUCAUCUCGAAGUUCGAGUUCUGGUGCACUUAUGUCGUCUUCAGAAAGCGAAGAAGACGAGGAGAAGCAGCAUGAAGCGUUCCGGAUGGAAGACGAGAAGCGACGCAGUAUUACAGGCAUGUCUAAACUUAUGUUCAAAAGCUGCGUUCCAUCUCUUCGCCGAGCAUCAUUUCACCGAUCAUGCCUUUCUCUCAUGGAAGGCGCCGACGUGGUUAUGGAUGCUGGGUCGAGUUCGAUGGAUAUUAGCGGAGGCGCAUUCUAAUGGACGGUCUUCGAUGAACCUGUCGGCGACAGAGGCUAAAACCGUAGUUAUGAAGCACUCAUUUUCCACAAACUUCAAUUCAUUGAUCACUUAGCUUGCUUGUGUGUCCAGAUGAACUACAUGUUCAUGAUGAUGUAACUACAACAAAAGAUGUUGUCGAGAGCGGCAUGAUCAAUAUUAGUUAGCCUGCUCCUUGAUUCGCUUUUGAUAGGAAGUGCUGCACAAAAAUUUCUAAGGUUUAGACAGAACUGAAAACGACGAUAAAGACACAAACGUUACGCAUUCACGAGUUAGAAACUACAUCGAGGCGGGACAGUUUUCGUGCUGAUUCAGCAGAGGCGGAAGUUGAAAGGCUGCAAUUGGAGGAAAAAAGUACAACAUGAUGAAGCUUCAUCCUCAUCAGAUUUUUGAACCUCAAGUUCACGAUUUUAGGCUCAUGUUAAAUUUACUUAGUACCAUUAGUUACUUCAAUAUUUAUCGUCGUGGGUUGCUUUUUUGAUGGUCGUGACGAGUUCACCUCGGUUGACAAGUCGCAUCUUUUUGUUCCAACAGGAUCCAGGCAUUGUCAAUCAUAAAUAAUGCUAGUAGAAGUAUGCUGGACCCCGCAUGAUGACCGUACCACAGUGAUCAAAUUGUGACGAAUGUGAGGCGUCCCUGCAACUGCAGGAGCGCCAUCGCAAGUGUCGACUGAUAAAGGCGAAUCUGAAAGCGGGGUCUGUGACUUGUCCACUCAUGAAAUUCUCCAGCUAGAGUUUGCCCAAAAUUAUCUUGGCUUGUUAUCAUAUAUAUUGAGAAAAUGAGAAAGACGUAGCCGGGCUGUGAGAUGUUGUUGAUAGAGAAGUUUUAUUUAUUUUUUCUACUAGAGUAGACUUAAGCGCCCGGCAGCACUCAUCCCACUAGAAUCCUCCACCCUCUGCACGCACUUCCCCCGCCAUUGCGUGGCCCCGCUUGCCCGGCCCCUUACCUAUGAUGUUUGCCGGUGGAACGGCACAGGAAUCAGGCUCUUGGCGGCCUGCGGCUAUUGGAAAGGCAUGCCUGGAAAUGGUAGACCCGGUAGCUUGCUGGUUUUGUUCUGUUAGGUUUGACAUCUUGGCGGAAGGCUGAAGCGUUUGACUUUCAAGCUUUUAGUUUUAUAAAAUUCGCGCACCUCGAAGAAACUGAAAAACUUUGCGUCCAUUUUUUUUUUAAAUUCAUUUUGAUUUUUCCUCGAUAAAAUCAAAACUUUGCCAUUUUCGCGCUUUCAAGUUUGGGGCUUUAGUUUUUAGCUUCAUCGCACAAAGAGCGAACUCAAGCGCCCGGGUGGUUCGUUGUAGGUUUCAAGCUGAAGACUUGAAGCCGCAAGGGAGUGAGAAACUUUACGUCCAGUUUUUUUUUUAAAGUUUAGGCGUCUUCGAUAAAGUCGGAAGCUUUGCUACUUUCGUGCUUGGAGAUUUGGUGCAUCGACUUAAAAUUCUUCAAAAUCUUAAAGCUUUGAGCUUCAGCUUUAUCACCAAAAAUUUUGAAGAUUCAAAAUAUACUUAAGCGCCAGGGUGGCGCGUUGUGGGCUUCAGGCUGAAGACUUGAAGCCCCAAGGCAGUGAAAGCGCUGGCGCUAAUUUUUUUGAAAUUUAUCCACUUUCGAUAAAGUCAAAGUCUUUGCUUUUUUCGCGCUUUCAAAUUUGAGACUUUAGCAUUAAAGCUUUUCAAAGACCCAAAGUUUUGAACUUUAUCGCCAAGCAACAGACUAAAUCGAACAAGCGCCAGGGUGGCGCCUUGUAGGCUUCAGGCUGAAGGUUUGAAGCCUCAAGCAAGGCCAUCUGUUCUUAAAUUCAUAACUUCAGGGGCUCAUAGGCUUAAGCUCAGGAAGUUCGGGGAGUGCGGGAAGCUCGGGGAGUUUGGGAAGCUCGGGGCGUUAGGGAAGUUUGGGAGGUUUCGGAAGUUUCCGGAGUUUCGGAGGUUUGGGAAGUUUGGGAGUCUGAGAGCCUCUGAGGGUUUCGGGUUCGGAAGCGGGAGAGUUUGGGGGGGUCGUUGUUCUUUUUUAAUUUGGCUCUUUAACUUUUUUCUUCUCGGAAAAGCCAACGAAAGUUCAGCUUCACCCUCAUCGACUCCAGAAAAUUCAAAAACGUCAAGCACAAGAACUCGUUACAUCUUUCUGCAUUUACCUGCCUAUCACUUCCACAGUUCGCAAGAUGCAGAUUCAGAAACUGGAAGAAGAACUACGUAAGCAGAAGCUCGGACUGAAUCCUUAUUCCGACACUUCAUCUUCAUCCUCGGAUUCUGACGGAAGCAACGAUGCCAACGCUUUCACAAUAGUGCGCACCAACACGGAUGGCAAUGAGAAAGACUCACAAGUACUCUCCAGGUAAGCGAUUUCUUGAAUCUACGUACUAGCACUUAUAUAGAUAUAGCAAUCUAGUAGUUCAUAUCGAUCUUGUGCUUGUAAAUUUUAUGAAGUGCAUUUUAUUGGGGUUAGUUUCUAACAGUAACAACUUCUGGGGGGUACUACUCGUAAAUUUGAAAUCAUCAUCGUCAAGAACACGAAUUUCUUCCAUGAAAGAUCACAAUGCAGGUUGGAUCCCGCAAAGAUGCAGAAGACGAAAAAAGAAGAUUCUCGUAGAGGCUCUAACAUAGCGAAUGGCAAUGCGAAGCGAAAAACACCCAAGGCGGCAGCAGCAGGGGCAACAGCUGAUGGAGGUAUUCAAUAUGUAAAUAAGCCGGAUUUAAAAUUUUGCUCUUCCGCAACAGAUUGGACAUGAAAAGACGGUGCAACUGCAACAUGCAGCAGAUUGAUUCAACGUGAAAGAACUCUACUAGUACUCCUAUCGAUCCUGUUUCUUGUUUUCUAAUAGAUCGCGUUCGCAAGCUGGAGCGGGAGAUCGCGGGUGUCCGGAAGCACGGGGUGGAGAAGGAUCAUGAGAUAAUUCGACUGAAGAGUGAGGUUGAGGUGCUGAAAGGGAAAAUGAAGGCAACGCAGCAAACUCGAGUCCAAGUUGAGAAAAUGCGAAACGAACUAACGGAGCAACAGAAGAAGGCAGACGAUCGCGAAGCAAGGCUGAAGCAGCAGGUGCAACAUCUACAAACGCAGCUUCUUAAAUUCAAGAAAGUUCAGGGAGUGCUAGACUGGGUGAAAAACGAGCUCCUAGGUGGAGGUGCGGACCACAAGCAGCAAAGCAAUGAUCGAAACUCAUCGUCUUCAUCGGCUCUUGGUACUACAAAGUGUCACGACUGAUUACUCAUGAGGAAAGUUGAUGUAAGAGUGGAUACAAGGUUGGUUUCACGCACCCAGCUUCAGUAAUUCAACUUCAUAAGACGUGUUUUCACAGCGAUCCAAAUCAGACGAAAAUGAACCUUUUUGUCCUUGUGAUUAACAACAUCAGCUGCUGCCUUGGCUGUGCACGUGAAUGGAGCGCCAGCAGCGGAAUCUGGGGACGCCGCACGAGAUGCCAGAGUGUGCGACUAUCUGCGACAAGAGUUGCUUUCGGGCGACCUGGCAACGAGGCGAUCGAUAUCUGCGAUGCCUUCGCAGUGCAAUUCUCGGAUAAUGUCGCGGCAAGGGUCCCUGUCAAAGUUGAAUAAACGUACUAGUCGCAUGUCAGAAAAUGUCUCGAAGCAGGGCUCACGCAUUGCAAGUCGUUCGAACAGUAACGAUGAGUUGCUUCCCGGAGCCAGCGGUCUAGGAAGCGGAGGUCCAGCGGGAAGCACGAGAACAACGGGAAGCGCUGCAGGUGGCGCACCGACUAUCACAAUUUCUAGUCAUUCUAAUAAUAGCGGAGGUGCUGGAACGUCAAAUACCGCUGUUUGUAGUGCGACUAGUGGAGCACCUUCUUCAAAUGCACCAAGCUCUUCCGGUUCACGACAGCAAUCAAGCAAAGGACAAUCUGGAGUGGAUGAAUCAGGACAGGAGCCAACAACUACUAGCGUUACGGCUAAUGAGUGAUUUAUUGAUGUUGUACAACUCACCGAGGUUCGCAAUAAAACAACCGGUUCGUUUUUACCUCUAGAGACUUAGCCCUUCCAACAAUUGACGUUGUGCAACUCACUCCGAUUUUGAUGCUGAUAGGUAGUACAGCAUUUAUCUUCCUCUUCCUCGAUUGAACCUACCAGAGAAAGUAUCUGGUGUAUAUGCGGCCGCUUGAGUACUAAAUGUGCAACGUAUCACCAUUUCUAACAAUUGUUUGCAGUAUAACGCAGUAGUCGACGUCGGAAGCGAUAUGAAGGGACAGUCAGACGCGGUGUCGGAACGAAUCGUCACGGAAACCAAAAUUCUCGUCGAAAAAAUUUCGCGAAUGAGCGUUCACACAAUUUCUUCCGCGGCAGCAGCGAAAGCCAAUAAGUAA